AUGGCAUCACAGUUGGCCGGCAAUGAUGUUCGACCUGCGCUGCAGCCCCACGUCCUGUCCCUGAACCAGACCCAACGCUCAAGGAUGAACCGCAGGGUGAUCGACCCGCCACCCAUUGUGCAGUUGGAAAUCAACAACCCCAAGCUCUCCAAAGAAGACAUUAGCCAGCGUUACCGCCAUCAGUACUAUGUCGUGCACUGCACCAUCUGGAGCAAGGACGGGACCGAGGACUGCUCCAUCAUGCCCGAGGAGUAUCAUCGCCAGCAGCGACGUCUCAUGGGAAGUCUCGCGGCGAGCUCUUUUGUUGGCAAAGAUGAGAAUGGCGUCGAGGGAUGCUUCUUUCCAUUCUCAGACCUGUCUGUCCGGACGAGCGGAGAGUACCGUCUCAAGUUCUCCAUCGUGGUGCUCAACCCAGCCCAGGGAAAGAUGGGGAAAAGCUCAAAGAUCCACUCAUCGGCGAUGACGGAUGUUUUCACAGUCUACAGCGCCAAGGACUUCCCUGGCAUGAAGCCUAGCACGCUGUUGACGCGCAGGCUCAAGGAGCAGGGUUGCCUCAUCUCGAUCAAGAAGGGCAACGACAAGGCAGGCGGCGGGCGGGGCCAUGACAGCAGCGAUGACGAGGCAGAAGAGGCGCCCCCGAACGCCCGUCAUGGGGGAUAUAGGCGUUUUACGGCAUUGGCUGAGGACAGCGGCACCGAUGAGGCUAGCAUCUAA
Molecule: messenger RNA, 714 nt
Organism: Verticillium dahliae VdLs.17
Lineage: Eukaryota; Fungi; Ascomycota; Sordariomycetes; Glomerellales; Plectosphaerellaceae
Product: VosA
Exons: 3
Coding region: 1-714 (237 amino acids)
Source: RefSeq, a predicted model, not a curated record